UUCACAUACAUUCAUUACUCAUCUUCUGUUUCUUCUCCAACCCAACAACCCAGACCCUGAUCUUAAACAGUUAAACUGGUUCAAGACUAGCAACUGGUUGGUGGCCGGCUCGAACCGUGGGCUCAAAUGAGGCCAUUUUGUUUAUUAGUGUUGGUUUUGGUGUUACAAGAAGCAAAUUGUUCUCAAAAGCAACAGAAGCUUUAUGAUUUCAAAACAAAGCUUCACCAGCAUUCAUCUCUCUCGUUUCAGAUUUCAUCUUCUUCCGAUCUUGUUAAGAGUUCGGGAAGGGUGUUUUACCCAAUCGGGUAUGGAGCAGACCCGAGUGGUGUGCAGGAUAGCACGGCGGCGGUUAUGGAUGCGGUGAGCGACGCUUGUGCGGUCGGAAACGGGCAGCAGUUGCUGCCCGGAGUCAACGAUUUGGGUGGCGCUAUUGUUGACCUUCAAGGUGGCAGCUUCAGGGUCUCUAAACCCAUUGUUAUUCCUCCGAAUUCCGGCAAUCUAGUGAUACAAGGUGGUACAUUGCGAGCAUCUAACACAUUUCCACCGGAUGGCUAUCUUAUCGAACUACACUCGCCAAGUUCCUUAAAAUCUUCUAAAACCACUGCCAACAAGUCAAACGACACACUCUCCGACAUGAAAACAAGAAACGAACCAAUAUACUACGAAGACAUCACCUUUCGCGACAUCCUUUUCGAUUCAAGUAACAUAGGCGGAGGCCUUAGAGUGGUUGACUCAGCCCGAACUCGAGUCAACAACUGUUUUUUCCUACAUUUUGUCACCGAGGGAAUUCUAGUCGAAAGAGGCCACGAAACGUUCAUAUCUAGUUGCUUCAUGGGCGAGAUCCCCACCAUCGGUGGUGACCAACACGAGCGGGAUUUCAUGGGGACCGCCAUUGAUCUCGCUAGCAAUGACAAUGCGGUCACAGAUGUGGUCAUCUUCUCAGCCGCCAUUGGGAUGGUGUUAAGGGGUCAGGCUAACAUGAUCACCGGGGUACAUUGCUACAACAAAGCUACAUUUUUCGGUGGGAUCGGGAUUUUAAUCAAAACAGGACAAAUCCGAAUCGAUAACUCUUAUAUGGACUACAACUCGAUAGUUAUCGAAGACCCUUCACAAGUUCACAUUACUAACGGGUUUUUUCUAGGAGGAGGUAACAUUGUUUUAAAGUCGGUUAAUGGUCGCAUAUCGGGCCUCAACAUUAUUAAUAACAUGUUCACUGGUGACUCGAGAAGUGUCGUGGAACUAGACGGGGAGUUCACAAGCAUUGAUCAAGUUGUUAUCGAUCAAAACAACGUGAAAGGCGGGAUGAGGAUGAAAUCUACGGUUGGGAAGUUGGCGGUGACCGGAAGCGGGACCGUGUGGAUGGCGGACUUCUCGCCGGUGUUGAUUUUUCCGGACAGAAUAAGUCAUGUUCAAUACUCGGUUUAUAAUAGUGCAUUGAGAAUAAAUGGGAUGGGAGGACAUGCGGUUACAAAUGUAAGUGGGAACAUUGUUGUGGUUGAAACAGAAAAACAAAUGAAUGGGACUGUUUGGUUUUUGGUUGAUCAGAAUCCAUGAUGUUUAGGGCUUUAUUUUUCUUUUAUUAUUUUUUAACCAAAUGUAUAAAUGAUUGUUAAGUUUUACAUUGUUUGUGGUUGUAACAAUGGAUUUUAUUGAAUGCAUGAUGUGUGGUUAACCUACAAUUUCUUUUAAA
Molecule: messenger RNA, 1690 nt
Organism: Helianthus annuus (common sunflower)
Lineage: Eukaryota; Viridiplantae; Streptophyta; Magnoliopsida; Asterales; Asteraceae
Product: polygalacturonase QRT3
Exons: 3
Coding region: 127-1554 (475 amino acids)
Molecular function (GO): polygalacturonase activity
Source: RefSeq, a predicted model, not a curated record